AGGUGCUGGAAGGACCAUAAACAUUUGGCCAGCUGGUUCAGCCACCUGGAGAAGACCAGGUUCUGAGAAACAAUGGGAAUGAGGGCCUUCGUCCUACUGGCCGUCUUCGCUGAAGCCUCUGCGAGAUCAUGCACUCCAAACAAAGCAGAUGUCAUUCUCGUGUUUUGUUAUCCUAAAACCAUCAUCACCAAAAUCCCCGAGUGUCCCUAUGGAUGGGAACUACACCAACUGGCCCUCGGAGGGCUGUGUUACAAUGGGGUCCAAGAAGGAGGUUACUACCAAUUUGUAAUCCCAGAUUUAUCACCUAAAAACAAGUCCUACUGUGGGACCCAGUCUGAGUACAAGCCGCCCAUCUACCACUUCUACAGCCACAUUGUUUCCAAUGACAGCACGGUGAUCGUGAAAAACCAGCCUGUCAACUACUCCUUCUCCUGCACCUACCACUCCACCUACCUGGUAAACCAGGCUGCCUUUGACCAGAGAGUGGCCACCGUUCACGUGAAGAACGGGAGCACGGGCACAUUUGAAAGCCAGUUGUCUCUCAACUUCUACACUAAUGCCAAGUUCACCACCAAGAAAGAAGCCCCCUUUGUCCUGGAGACAUCCGAAAUCGGUUCAGAUCUGUUUGCAGGAGUAGAAGCCAAAGGGUUAAGCAUUAGAUUUAAAGUGGUCUUGAACAGCUGUUGGGCCACACCUUCAGCUGAUUUCAUGUAUCCCUUGCAGUGGCAGCUGAUCAACAAAGGCUGCCCCACAGAUGAAACAGUCCUUGUGCAUGAGAACGGGAAGGAUCACAGGGCAACCUUCCAAUUCAAUGCCUUCCGGUUCCAGAACAUCCCCAAGUUGUCCAAGGUUUGGUUACACUGUGAGACGUUCAUCUGUGACAGUGAGAAGCUCUCCUGCCCAGUGACCUGCGACAAGCGGAAGCGCGUGCUGCGGGCGCAGACAGGGGGCGUCCUGGUGGUGGAGCUGUCCCUGCGGAGCAGGGGAUUUUCGAGUCUCUAUAGCUUCUCAGAUGUCUUCUAUCACCUCGUCGUGAUGCUGGGGAUUUGUGCCGUGUUAUAGGACGUAGCCAGGCUGCUGCAGAUCCUCCACCCAAGGUCGUCCUGAGUGAAUGACGAACUCACAUUUAUUGUGCCGCCAAAAAGAACAAACAGAAGACCACAUUGUUGGGGAGCAGAGAUUAGCACUUUGCCAAAUCCAUGUUGCAAUGAUUUUUGUGAAGUCGGUGAUCAUUUUUCUUUGGUGUCCCAAUUUCUCUUGCUACUUCCUGUGGCCCUGAAAUUCCACAGUCCUUCUCCUGCCACUGUGGGACGAGUCUCCAUCCCCCAUCCCGAAGUCAGGGCUGCAGUUUGAAAGUUAUUCUGAUUUU
Molecule: messenger RNA, 1369 nt
Organism: Galeopterus variegatus (Sunda flying lemur)
Lineage: Eukaryota; Metazoa; Chordata; Mammalia; Dermoptera; Cynocephalidae
Gene: TECTB
Product: tectorin beta
Exons: 10
Coding region: 73-1062 (329 amino acids)
Cellular component (GO): cell surface
Source: RefSeq, a predicted model, not a curated record